ACCAUAUAUAUAUAUAUAUAUGCCCGCCAUCUUGUAGGUCAUUUAUUUCGUACGUGUGGUUGUGGUAAUUUUCUAAGAAGUGUUGUCGCAAGAGACUACUGUUAUCGAUGCCGAACGUCUGUGUUGUGUCUGGCUGUCACAGCCGAUCUACCCAUAAAGAUGUGAAACGUUCCUACCAUGCGAUACCUGCUGUCACCUCAACGCAAGGGGAGAAAACCGAAAAACUGUCGACAGAGCGAAGGCGACUUUGGAUAGCGAGAAUCGCGCGAAAGGGCUGGACACCAUCUAGAUUUUCAAAAGUCUGCAGUGAUCACUUCGUUGCAGGAAAGCCAGCAAAUCUGUAUGCUACAAGUGACCCUGACUGGGCACCAUCGCUGAAACUCGGGCAACCUACACUGAAGAAACCAGACAACUGUUCUCCUUUUUCACUAGAAAGGGCUCGCAUAAUGGAAAGAAAAACAUUUGUUAAGCUUGACUUGAAUGAAGAUAAACAAUAUUACCUGCUGACCACGCUGGUGGAUGAAGAUCAAUAUUACUGCAUAUUCAAAUUGACUCUCAGUGAUGGACUCAAAGUUUGGAUGGGACAAGUGACUCAGAUCAACUUUGGGGACUCAACUCAGAAAAGUAAGAAAUACCUUCAGGAGUAUCAGCGGCAGACUGUAGAAGCAUUCACAGGCGAGACAUUUAAGGAUAAUGAGUAUCGCUUCACACUCAAACACCAACCCAAUGCUGUGGAGUUCUCCUGGAAAAGAAAUGUGUCAUCAAAGGAAAUUGCAUUCCUGCUAGGUACAACAACUCUGAAACUGUGUUCUGACGAGAAGAGCCAAGACAUGAUAACACAAAUAUUCCAGUUCUGUAUCAACCAGACUACUGAUUUUAAAGACCAGAUUAGUACAUUGAAUAUCGACAACAAAAACCUUGCACAGGAACGUGUGAAUGCUCUCAAGAGACUGGAGAAAUGUGUUGUGGCUAAAGAAGAGCUUGAAAAGGACUUGUACUCAAAGUUUGCUGCAGUACUGAAUGCUAAAAAAGAAAAGAUUCAGAGGCUGAAAGAUCAAAUGGAAACUGGAGCCCCUACUCCUGUUGUUUCAGACAGUGAAGAGGAGCCCACAGCCAGUACCUCACGAACAACUGUCCCCAGUGCUAAAGCUGCCCGCAAGAGAAAAGCCUCAGACGAAAGUGAGAGCAAUACGUCCGAUGAAGAUAUGACGACCUCCCAGCCCUGUCGACUAAGGAUAAAGGGUACAAAACCGAGUAAAGCAGAUGAGGAUGAUGGAUUAGUACUUGAGGACAGCAAAGAUAGUGUCAGCAGGUCAGAGGUCAUCAGAAGACCUAGACGACCUCCAGGAGGGAAUAAAAAACAGACGCCUUCUAAGCCAGUCCUACCAAGAGUGCCAUCAGAUAGCUCUAGCAGUUCCGGUGGCAAUAGACGGACCAGCGUGAGAAAGUCCAAUUCUGGCCGGUCCAACCGAUCGUCAGAUAAUGUUGAUAUAGACGAUUUACUGAAUGAUAUGUAGUAAGGAAAGUAGAUGUAAUGUUAUUUACAUGGCAAUGCAAUGUUACUGACGCGGAAGACUGAGGCGUUGGUGACAAUAAAAGCCAUGUUCUCAUAAAAAAUACCUAUUAUUACGAAGAAAUGAAACAGAAUUAACCACAGAGGGAUCAACAGAAGUCUGUUAUUCAAUAUGCUUUAGGAUUCAGGAUGCAUGGCUUUGAAAUUACAUGCGAAUGGAUGAGAUAUUUUACCAUGUUUGUAAAUUUGAUAUUUUUAUAAUUUAAUAUUGAACAAAAUUAAAUGAAACGUUUUGAAAAGUAGAAUGUAUGUUUAGGAUGUGUUUAAUCAUUUUGUAGAGUUUUGAGAGAAGAAGUAGUGAAAGCGUUUCAUUUUAAGGUUGUGUGCCAUUUAUCAUUUCAUUUAAACUGUUACAGAACAUUUGAUACCUACGGUAAUUGCAAGUAUACAAUUGUUUCUGGACACUGGGCAUGGAGGUACAGUGUAGCUGAUUUAUCGUAGAUUCAUUGUAGUACUUAGAUGUAUAGUAUCAUGAUGGAAUUUGUUUAUACGAAAUGUAUGAUAAAGCAGUUAAAAUGAAUGAAAUGUUUUAUUGUCUUGCAUAACUUCAUAUGUUGAGGUAAAUAAUGAAUGGUGCCAUUGGCAUUGCGUGAAAUAAACUUCUGAAAUCCAUUACAUGGAAUCGUGUUAUGUUUACAAUUAUUAGUCUUAUUUUCAUGCAAACAUUAACUAAGCGUAUAUUGAUUUCUUCAGUUGGUCCAUGUUUCUGUAGAAAUACAUAAUAAUACUACUUCCUUUAAAUGAGACUCGGUAGUAAAAUAGUAGAAAUAUAGUUGACAGGAAAGAAAGCAUGGUACAUGAAGUUUUAUUUUUUUUCUUCCUUUUUUCUUUUUCAUCAAGAAAUUGUGUUUGCCCGUACGUUAGUAUUUGUGUUAAGCUAGGAGGGGCAUUGUGGUUUUGAAAACUU
This is a messenger RNA of Mizuhopecten yessoensis (Yesso scallop), 2480 nucleotides long. Its product is annotated as DNA repair protein XRCC4-like. The transcript is spliced from 13 exons. The record is from RefSeq and is a predicted model, not a curated record. Gene Ontology annotation, biological process: DNA recombination; positive regulation of ligase activity; response to X-ray. The coding region runs from base 108 to 1517 and encodes 469 amino acids. Lineage: Eukaryota; Metazoa; Mollusca; Bivalvia; Pectinida; Pectinidae. Gene Ontology annotation, molecular function: DNA binding. Gene Ontology annotation, cellular component: nucleus; DNA-dependent protein kinase-DNA ligase 4 complex; DNA ligase IV complex.